AUGGAUGCUGUGGAGCCAGGGGGGCACGGCUGGGCUAGGAUAUUGUCAUGCGAGCUUUGGACAGCCAUCAUCAGGGCGCUAUUUGCAGAGUUCCUGGCCACGGGGCUGUACGUGUUCUUUGGCGUGGGCUCAGCUCUGCAGUGGCCCUCGGCACUUCCCUCUGUGCUGCAGAUUGCCAUCACCUUCAACCUGGUCACAGCUAUGGUUGUGCAGGUCACCUGGAAGGCCAGUGGGGCCCACGUCAACCCUGCUGUGACGCUGGCCUUCCUCGUGGGCUCCCACAUCUCUCUGCCCCGUGCUGUGGCCUAUGUGGCUGCCCAGCUGGCAGGGGCCACCGUAGGGGCUGCUCUGCUUUACGGGGUCACACCAGGAGACAUCCGAGAGACCAUUGGGAUUAAUGUGGUCCAGAACAGCGUCUCGAUUGGCCAGGCAGUGGCAGUGGAGCUGGUUUUGACCUUGCAGCUGGUACUCUGUGUCUUUGCUUCCACCGACAACCGUCAGACAUUGAGCUCCCCAGCCACCAUGAUUGGGAUCUCUGUGGCAUUGGGCCACCUCAUUGGGAUCUACUUCACUGGCUGCUCUAUGAACCCAGCCCGCUCCUUCGGUCCUGCUGUCAUCAUUGGGAAGUUCACAGUCCACUGGGUCUUCUGGGUGGGACCCCUGACAGGAGCUGUCCUGGCUUCACUGAUCUACAACUUUAUCCUGUUCCCUGACACCAAGACCCUGGCCCAGCGACUGGCCAUCCUCACAGGCACUGCAGAAGGAGAGAGUGUGGUAGGGGUGGAGCCCCAGAAGAAAGAAUCCCAAUCCAGUUCAGGGGACAUGGAAAUGGAGAGUGUGUGA
Molecule: messenger RNA, 843 nt
Organism: Propithecus coquereli (Coquerel's sifaka)
Lineage: Eukaryota; Metazoa; Chordata; Mammalia; Primates; Indriidae
Gene: AQP6
Product: aquaporin 6, kidney specific
Exons: 4
Coding region: 1-843 (280 amino acids)
Biological process (GO): transmembrane transport
Cellular component (GO): apical plasma membrane; plasma membrane
Molecular function (GO): nitrate transmembrane transporter activity; water channel activity
Source: RefSeq, a predicted model, not a curated record